UCUAAUUUCGAUGGUACGCUUCUUCUGCCUUCAGCUUUCCUCCGCUCCUUUUCUUCACCGUCUUCCGCUGACAUCUGGCUGCUACUCGCCGUCAUAACCCGGCCACCGUCGCACCUCUGCGACUGUUUGCCCCACGAAACAUAUCGAAGCCGGCAAGGCUUCUUUGCCGUUCAUUGUGUCCGUGGCGUCUCUCCCGGAAUCGCCUCCUUCCAUCAUACAAAAGCUUAUAAUAAGAAGCGCCAAAAAAAGGGGGUGCACCCAAUGUAUACAAGCUGCACAAAAAAACAACAACCCAAGCACCAGAAAAGAAAGAAGAAACCUAGAAAAGAGUAAGACUAGCCACAAUAAAUAGUCUCUAGAAAAUUCAGAUGAGAGGGGAUCUCCAAAUCCAACAACUGUUUGGACCAUUCCACAAGGGAUCCGAAAAAGAGAACCCUCAGCCUUUGUUUAUUCAAGGUUGCCUAUCUCAGUUAUCAACUAUGAUUUACACGGCAAUUGACACAUUCUACCUAACCGAUGAGCAGCUAAAGAACUCACCUUCUAGGAAAGAUGGUAUAGAUGAAGCAACUGAAACAACCCUUAGAAUUUAUGGUUGCGAUCUCAUCCAAGAAAGCGGCAUUUUGUUGAGACUACCUCAAGCAGUAAUGGCCACUGGCCAGGUUUUGUUCCAUCGCUUCUACUGCAAGAAGUCAUUUGCCCGUUUCAAUGUGAAGAGAGUUGCUGCUAGUUGUGUUUGGCUAGCAUCAAAGCUGGAGGAAAGCCCUAGAAAAGCAAGGCAAGUCCUCAUUGUUUUCCACAGAAUGGAAUGCAGGAGGGAGAACUUACCCGUUGUGCACUUGGACCCAUUUUCUAAGAAAUAUGCAGAAUUGAAGACUGAUUUGAGCAGAACUGAAAGGCACAUUUUGAAAGAGAUGGGUUUUAUUUGUCAUGUGGAGCAUCCUCAUAAAUUCAUAUCAAACUACCUUGCCACCCUCAAAACUCCUCCAGAAUUGAGACAAGAAGCUUGGAAUCUUGCAAAUGAUAGCUUGCGCACAACCUUAUGUGUUCAAUUUAAGAGUGAGGUGGUGGCUUGUGGGGUUGUAUAUGCGGCCGCUCGUAGGUUUCAAGUACCCCUUCCUGAGAAUGAACCGUGGUGGGAGGUAUUUGAUGCAGAGAAGUCUGCAAUUGAUGAGGUUUGCAGAGUCCUGGCUCAUCUGUACAGCCUUCCAAAGGCACAGCAUAUCCCAGUAUGUAAGGAUGGAGAUUCUUUCACAUCUUCUAACAAGUCACGAGAUUCACAAACUCAGCCAGUUUCAAAGGAAGUUUUGCAGAGUGGCCCAUCGGCUAAUAAUGAUACUGUCACUCCCAAAGCAGCUUCCACGUUGAUUAAUCCAGAAUCAGGUGGGUCCAAGAAUUCAAUGGUAAAACAAGCCCUUGACAUGUUGAAGGAAUCCAAAAAGGGUGAUGAUGAUCCCAAGAGCAUGGCUGUGGAGGGAGAGGGUAGAGAAGAGCCCAUACCAUCCAAGUCUGAGCAUAGAACAGAGGCAAGUGGGGAAAGGAACAAGGAGAGGGAAAGGGAGAGAGAAAGGGACAGGGACAGAGACAGAGACAGGGAAAGGGAAAGAGCAAAAGCACGGGACCGUGAUAGAGGAAGGGAUUCUGAUAGGGAACGGGAGCGUGAUGAGAUUGACAAGGACCGGGAGAAGGUGAAGGAUAGAAAACAUCGGUCUAAGGAUAGAGGAGGGCAUUCAGAGAAAUCAAGGCGUCACUCAUCUCGAGAUCGGGACUACCACAGCUCCUCUUAUUCUUCAAGGGAGAAGGAUCGCCAUAGACAUCAUCCUUACUCUUGAACCAGUAGCCAAGACUCCUUUGUGGACACCACCCGAGAGUUUGAAAAUUUCUCAUUUUUGAAGUGGGGGGGCCUCAUGCUGGAGGAGGCAAGCAGCGUGGGACACGUGGGGGAGGAUGUGACCAUUACCAUGGUGGUGGUUGAAACUUUAGAAGAUGAUGGUUGGAGCAGGGAGAUAGGUGGAAGUGUGGAAGAGAAGAAAGAGGCGGGAUAGAAGGAGCAGGGAAGAGAAGCUCGGGAGGUUCUUGAGGUGAAGAGAGAAAAAAAAACAAAAAAACAAAAAAAACAAAGGACGAGAAAGUGGAGGUGGGUAGCCAAGCAAUUCUUUACCUGAAAGGAGCUUUUCGGGUACGACUAUUGUGAGCUUCUUAUUUCUCGUUUCCAUAUUGAUUUACUCUCAUUUUCAGCUAUUUUACUGGGCAUUGAUUUGUUGAGGGGAGCUUUCCAGGGGCCAUACGUUUGCUUUGUUGGAUCUACUCUUUGUAUGCAUGCUAUGUCUUGGCUUUAUAUUUUGGUAUCGUUAUUUUUCUCUGGUAAAUAUGCGUUAAUCCUUCCCUGAGUUUGAUGAGUAAAGAUCCUGCUCUUGUUUCUUGUGGAUUCUACUUGUAUUAGCCCAUGUAUGUUACUUGAAAUGAGGCUUUACACGUUCAUGUUUUGCUUGUUUUCCUAUUUGACCUUCUCUCCGUUUUUGUUAUGGCUCCUAUUUCUGUUUUUCCUCCUUUGUUUCUGGUGUGUUUGAGGUGCUAAGUAUCAUAGUUGGAUUGGCCACUUGUUGGGUUAACCGUU
This is a messenger RNA of Vitis riparia (riverbank grape), 2614 nucleotides long. Its product is annotated as cyclin-L1-1-like. The record is from RefSeq and is a predicted model, not a curated record. NCBI's taxonomy places the organism in Eukaryota, Viridiplantae, Streptophyta, Magnoliopsida, Vitales, Vitaceae. Gene Ontology annotation, biological process: regulation of transcription by RNA polymerase II. Gene Ontology annotation, molecular function: cyclin-dependent protein serine/threonine kinase regulator activity. The transcript has 11 exons. The coding region runs from base 369 to 1829 and encodes 486 amino acids. Gene Ontology annotation, cellular component: nucleus.